Messenger RNA from Cydia fagiglandana, 6245 nucleotides. RefSeq names its product E3 ubiquitin-protein ligase RNF13 (gene gzl). Bases 303 to 1640 code for a protein of 445 amino acids. Lineage: Eukaryota; Metazoa; Arthropoda; Insecta; Lepidoptera; Tortricidae. The record is from RefSeq and is a predicted model, not a curated record. The transcript is spliced from 11 exons.
GAGUGGUGGGUUGAGUAAGCUCAGUCGCAAUUAGUUAUCUAUAUUUACAAUUUAUUUAUAUUCUUGGUCUUUUACGUUUAUUUUGCAACAUUGAGGCGGUACAUGUAUCCUGAAAAUUUUGAUCUGUAAAAUUUCAAUCGACCAUAUCACCUGGUUGAUAGUGAAGUGCUUCUGUGAUUUUAUUAAUGUAGAACAUUAUCAGUGUGGUGCAACAUUGUGCAUGAGUGAGGCACCCGCACACUUGCAACUGAAAUGUGAGCAGUUGGGGCGUGAACAGCGUAAUCAAGAAGCAGCGCGCGGGCAUGGCGUGGCGCGCGCUCGUGGCCUGCGCCCUCGGGCUGCUGGCGCCGGUCCACGGCACAGUCGUCGUCUACACCCAGGACAUACCACACACUAUAGUGGACGAAUUCAGCGACCAGCCGGCGGCGUUCGGCGCGAAGCUGCCGGACGACGGGCUGCGGGGGCUGCUGGUGCGCGCCGAGCCGGCCGACGGCUGCGCGCCGCUGGCGCGCCCGCCGCCCGCAGACAACUUCACCGACAAGUGGAUCGUGCUUAUAGCCAGGUAUAACUGUACCUUCGAUGUGAAAAUCCGCAACGCGCAAGCGGCGGGAUACGACUGCGCCAUCGUGCACAACGUCAACUCCAGUGAACUCGAUACUAUGACCACGAAGCACCCGGCGGGCAUCGAAAUCCCCUCCGUGUUCGUGAGCGACAUCGCGGGCCUGGCACUCGGCGAGUCCUACCUCUACAAUUACGGCUACUACAUAAUGGUGAACGGCGCACCCUUCGACAUCAACACACAGCUGCUGCUUCCGUUCGCCAUCGUCGUCGCCAUCUGCCUCUUCAUCAUGAUCGGGUUAAUGAUAGCGAAGUGCGUGCGCGACCGUCAGCACGCGCGGCGGCGGCGGCUGCCGGCGCGCGCGCUGCGCAAGAUCCCCACGUGCAAGUUCAGCAAGGGCGACCCCUACGACACCUGCGCCAUCUGCCUCGACGACUACGUCGAGGGCGAGCGCCUGCGCGUGCUGCCCUGCGCACACGCGUACCACGCGAAGUGCAUCGACCCGUGGCUGACGCAGAGCCGGCGCGUGUGCCCCGUGUGCAAGCGGCGCGUGUUCGCGGCGGGCGAGCGCCGCGCGCCGCUCUCCGACUCGGACAGCGACGACUCCCGAGAGCCGCUCCUCACCAACACCACCGAGCCCACUCAGGGUGGCACGUUCGAAUCGCAGCGCGAGAACCCGUUCGUGCGCGCCGCGCGCUUUGUGACGCGCUCGCGCCGCUCGCAACCACAGACCGAGGGACAGCCUGACGAAGAAAACAAUACCGUGAGGACUGACGUUGAAAAUGGUCAAAACGAAGACACGGAGCCUCUGAUUCAGCCAUCGGCACCUGCGGACGGGCAAAGCACCUGGUACCUGUCCCGGUCGCGCCGCACUCGCCGAGCUCGUGCCGCCGCCGCCGCCGCCGCCGAGCCGCCCGCCGAGCCGGCCGCCGCGCCCGCGCCGCCCGCGCCGGCGCCGGCGCCGACGCCGCUGCUGCACGCCGGCGAACACUCCAUCAACACCGACACACAGUGCCGCGGUGAAAUCGGGGUCGCGGCCCUGCCCGCUCCACAAAACCCGCCCUCACAUGUUCAUUUAUGAAUGGCUUAAUUUGCCUCUUACGUGCAAUAAGAUAAAUCCUUAUUUUAAUAUAUGAACGUCGAAAACUCAUCGAGAUUAAAUCAAGUAGCAACUGUAUGUAGUAUUUCGCUUGGUUAAAUUGACUAUGAAAAUACUUUAGACUUUAAAUGUCGUUCAAGGCAGCAGGAUAGUUCAUGGCUCCCAGGUUUAUUAGUGUUAUCGUGUAUAUAUUUAAAUAGGUAUUUAGUUUGGUUUCCUAUAUCUCUAGAGACAAUUCCCGAUUUCACCUCGUAUUUAAAUUUUAGGCUUAUCUACUUGUGUUAGUAUCAAUUAUUAUUGACCUACUAUAUCUUUUAUUUUUUGUCAUAAUUACACAUAUAUUUCUGAAACUAUAUUCCGUUCCAUUACAUCAAUUAUUUCUUACGAUUUGAAUAGCAGAUAGUUAGGAUAUCUUAGGAUUAAUUUAAAUCCGUUGUGUGACGCAAUUUAAAUUCUCAGAAUUGAAUGUGCUCAAUGAAAUAACCGUCCGCAAGUGGUGGCGUCUACGCGGCCUCAGCCGUCUGAUACAGGUCGAUACAAUAAAAAUACUAUAGUCCGAGUCGAAAACAUAGACGUGGCUCAACGCGGGCUCCCACCACGAGGCCAAACCAUCCUCAUUUUCUGGUAAACUCUAUUUUGGAAAAUAAAAUAUUUCACCCACUUGACACAUUUUAAUUGUGAUGUUAAAUAAUGUAAAAUGAGGAUUCCUUUAACGGCUAGGCGGACCCCAGGAACCGACGAGUGUCCUGUAAAGUAAACCCGAAGUAAUUGUUUCAGCAAUUAUAGAAGGAAAAUUUGCAGUCUCUAAAAGAGCCGCAGCGUCAUGUAAAUAAAUAAUGAACAAAUAGUAUAACCUUCUAACAAUUAUUUACAUUAAUCAAGAAUGGCAAAUAGGUUGUGUGAUUUUUGCUUGUUUCGGGGGCGUACGGAUAUUAAACCGAGGGUGCAAACUUCUAUUCAAGUAUAUAUGUAUGUAUACAAAACAAUGACAAAUUGUAUAUGUAUAAGUAAAUAAAAUGUAUAUGCUGAAAGAUGUUGCAGACUAUCUUCUGUUUUGAAUUCAUUUAAUUCAAAGACCUAUAAUAUUGUACCAGCGUAGGUAUGUUUUUCAAUCGAAAGCCAACACGUCACGAUUUGCGGUAUUCGUGGUUAUGCCAUUUGUCCAUUACUAGUAGUAUAUGUACGUUCAAAUAUAGAAAAUCGAUACCUACAAUCGGCUUUAGCAUACAAAAAAACUUGGGCUUUUAAAAAUAAUUGGUACUAAACCGGAUCAAUUAUGGGUUAGUACCAAAUGUAUGUUCUCAGAUAUAGAAGAUGGUUAAAAAUAUUGACGUAGUAAAUGCCCACAAUUUUGAUACAGUCAACUGUAAAAACAUGGGCACACAAACCAUCUCAAAAAUAUGUCCCAUAGCUCUUAUGUCAGCGAAUUAAGAACUCGUGGGACAUAUUUUUGAAUAAGUUGGCGACACCCAUAUUUUUACAGUUGACUGUACAAACCAAGAGGAACAAGGGCGGUUUUGACAGUUAUUUAAAGUCGCAACCAGAUAUUUAAUAGGCUCCAUCUAUUAACAAGUCACACAAUACCUUCAACUUGUCACUGAGGGUGGUAUUCCACCUGUCCAAUUUCUUUGUCCAAUGUGCAUUCGUCUCACUAUAUGUAGGUAAAAUCAAGAUAUUGGAUAGAUGGAAUACCAUCUGGAGGAAUAGUAUUAAGAUGCCAUGAGUAAGCCCAUUCAUAAUAAAAAAAAGACAUUUACUAUUUACUUAUCUACUGUUGACAUUGUUUACGUUAUUUAUGAAGUAUAUACAGACAAGUGUAACAACUACGAGAACUAAACAGGAUUGAAAAUAUGAAACCGCACCGACGAUGUUUUAUUAACAAAUUUAUUUGCAACACGAUGUUUCCUAUUUAUUGAGCAGAAUACGUAUUAAAUUAAUUAUAUUCUAUUAAACAAGUGGACAGCCUCUUAAAUAACGGUAUGCGACUUUGCUGUAGGUACAAGCCUCAUAAUAUCUCACCCACAAAUGGCAAAGCCUCUCUUCUUUACAGAAUGAGAAAUAACACGAUUCACUGUGCAACUACUGUAAAGUGGAAAGUUGCCAAACUUUGUAUUACCUACUCGUAGUUCUAAACCACUGACUAAUUGUAAAUCGUACUUGUAUAUAAUGUUAAUUAAUAAUAUAAAACUUGGUAGUUCAGCUUAUCAUCAAGUCAAAAGGUUAUAAAGUUUUAAAUUACACGAUGGUUCUACUAACACCUUGGCCACAAAACACCCGGAGAGUCUGUUCCGUGGACCUCAGAUAAGUUUCCGAUAUUUGACCGUAGAAUAAAUUCGUACCUAUAAUCAUGAUUAUAGGUACGAAUUUAUUGCACUUAAAUGUAAAUGCCUAGAGUUAGAGCAAGAUAAGUCUGCAACGAUUUUGAUAGCACGCAGUGCAAGUGUUAUUUUAAACGUCAAACUUCUAUGAAAUUAUGACACUUGCACUGCGUGUGCUAUAAAAAUCGUUGCAGAUUUAUUUUGGGGUAACUCUAGUAGUGGAUUAAACGGAAUACUAGUCUAUUUUUUUAUCCGGUAGACUAAAAUGACAUGUUAUAGUAUGAAAUGUUAUUUUAUGUUCAUACUAUGAAAUGUCAUUUUAGUCUACCGAAUAAAAAAAUAGACUUUAGAAAUCGAGCGGUCGAAAUUCAGUAAUCGGCCCCCUGAACUAAAUGUGUAUAGAACUGUUCUAUAUAGAUACAUAAGAUCACGUGAAGUGACGCACGUCAAUACCGAACAUAGGCAUGUGUUCCGUGCGUAUACUUUAUACUUAUAGGGCCCUGAGAGAGUAGAACGAUAAUCCAAACUAUUUUAUCUGCCCCUCGCUCGUCAGGGCCUCACCCGUCACAGACGUAGCUUUAAUGUAUAUUAAUAUAUAUACCAACAUAUAUAUUUAUCAGUGGCGUGCAGUGCAUACAAAAAAAGGUAGGCACUAGGGUAGGCAGUCCAUACAAAAUGACCAAAAAAAAGUUGCCGAUUUUUAUAGUUUGCGUUACAUUCCUUCAAGAAUGACUCUUCUAGAGCCCGAUUUAAGUCUUAUCUCCACUGCACGCCACUGAUAUUUAUAGCAGGCAUUUAAGAAGUGUGGAAAAAAUGUAUGGGCCUUGCCGAGAGAUCUCCGAAAUAUAUAAGAAUUGCUUUUUUUAUCUGUCAUAAUUUCGUUAAAAGCUUGACUUUUACUUAAUCGUUAGAGACUUAUCUUGGCCUAAGGGCCUACCUCUAUGGCCCCAUUCGCACGGCAGCUUUUUCAACGCGCCUUAAAAAAGCGUUUAAAUGAGACAAAUGGAUAGCCAUGUAUGUAACCACACGACAGCGGUGACGCUUUUUAUCAAGCGUUGUUGGAUUUUCGACUUUAAGCCUUGGUCAUUAAAUCGAAUUUAGAAUGAGAAAAGCUGUCGUGCGAAUGGGGGCUAUAAGAUUAUAGCUACGUCUGUGACGGGUUUUAUAGCCAAGGACGAGGCGCGGGGAGCUCUGGGCCAAGUUGUCCCUACCUCCGAGUUCACUAUACAGCCUGUAGAACAGGUGAAGCCCAAUAUACCUACACACAUCAUUAAUUACUAACGUUAAUUGUAUAAAGUAUAAUAACUAACCUACCCCUUAAUUAUUGUGUAUGGUACCUAAAUAGCUGUUAAAUAAAGGAGACAGUGUUUUGUGUGAGCGAAUAUUGAUGUAAAAUAAACACACAUGUUAAGCAAAUAUAUAAAAUAGAAUUCGGUAAUCUAACGGGAAUAAAGAUAAAUAAUAAUAAUUAGUAGUGAUUUUAUAUUUUUUGGGAGAUUUCAAUUCCGUUAUAUUCUGAACACUUAAUGCAUUGCUGCAUUUCUGCUUAUGAAAGCACCCUUGCCCACUUUGCCCAGGCAUCCGCAGCGAAUCUAUUUAAAACGUACCUAGUCGUUGUCGUCUAAUUAUUGUAAGAGCGAUCCAUUUUCAUUGCUCUUGAGUUUAAGACUCUAGAGAAGAAUCAUUAUCAACAUUUAAUAAGUAUUUCUUUUGUGUAAGAAGCGUAUCUAUACGGAUUAAACAAUUUGUUAAAUCCGUAUAUCACAUGAUCGAUCAGUUUGGAUAUUUCCGCCGUCAGGUUGAUAAUAUUCCUGAAUGAUUAGGGUCUUGUCGGAUAAUAAAUGUGAAUCCAAUUUGCAAGAUUCAUUUUAAUAUAUCCCCCUCACAAGGGGGAGGCCUAUGUUCUGCAGUGGACGUCUUAUGGCUGAGAUGAUUUUAAUAUAUCCUAAUCCUAAUACAUUUCUGGAUGAUGUUAUUACUACUGUAAUCAAAACAUUAUAUCGAUUAAGAUUUGGAUUGAUUCAUAAUUCCUGGAACACAUUCAUUAUUCUUGGCCUAUUUUCCAUAUAAAAACGUUUGUCUCCUUUGUAUCAGUUUUCUUAUCUCACGUGAUAUGAAAUACUUUUCUUUAAUGUAUUUUUUUUUGUUUAGUCAGUGAUGUCCUUUAUUUUAAUGAGUCCCUUCCAUAUUUAAUAUUACGUUUGGGCUUGGGAUGAUAAGCUUAAAUUCUUUUAGGGUAUAACCAAAGAAAUAAAGUGGUUUGACACGA